AUGGACGAUUGGUCAUUUCUAAAUGGCAGCAAAUUACGAGACUCCCUGCGCGAAUUGGAUUUAUCGGCCAACGAUUUGACAUGUUUGCCUUUGCCUGUGGUCAAGUGCCACAAAUUGGUUAAUUUGAAUCUCAAUUACAAUAAUUUGACUCAUCUACAAUUUGCCAUACGUCGCCUGAGAAGAUUACGCUCGCUUUACGUGUCGGAAAACAAAUUAAAAUCCCUGCCAGCUGCCUUAGAUGAUUUACGUAUUGAAAUCUUGGAUGUUUGGCGUAAUUCAUUCAAGGGUCUCAAUGUCUUGGAGGCUCAUCGCCUGGCCUUUGCUUCCGAUGCGGACGGAGCUUCAACUCAUUCGCCUGAACCUCUCUGGCUUCAAGCUGCCCAAGCUGUGGCCCAAUAUGAACUGACAAUCGAUUCCCUGCCAGCCAUACUCAUUCAACUAAUUGCCGAGGCACCAAAAUGUUCCUGUGGCAAAUUGUGCUAUGCCUUAGACAAUAAGCACAUUAUCGAACGUAUCAAAAAUGCUUCUAAUCUUAGUCUCCUGUUUAGAUUAACUUGGGAUUUUGCCCAGAUGACUACCUAUUGGAUAAAUGGAACUCAAGAACUUGAAAUCAAUUGCAAUUGA
Drosophila willistoni is the source of this 624-nucleotide messenger RNA. RefSeq lists its product as uncharacterized. Bases 1 to 624 code for a protein of 207 amino acids. The record is from RefSeq and is a predicted model, not a curated record. Gene Ontology annotation, molecular function: protein binding. The transcript has 2 exons. Lineage: Eukaryota; Metazoa; Arthropoda; Insecta; Diptera; Drosophilidae.